CAUCUGAGGGAUUACUGGACACUUCAUUUAUGAGCCUGUGUCAUGGUGAUAUCCCCCAUGAUCAUCUCUUGUUGACAGGAGCCUCUCUGUUUCUAGGAUUUCCCUGUCAUCAAAGUUUGUUUUCUAAGCAGAGUUUGUGAAUGAAGUGCACGGAAGCAGGAAACAUGUCAAACGGAGAUAUCAGUCACCUGUUGAGGGGAGUCUGGCUGAUGUGGCUGUGGCAAGCUGUGUUUGUGGCUGGAACUGGGAGUAAACAAUGGGAGGUGCCGACAGCCUCCUUCACUUCCUCCUUCAACCUCAGUGAGAUCCUGCAGUGGGAGCCCCACUGUCAGUACCACCACCUACAGGACAAAAGGAGAAUCUCAGCAGAAAUCCCGCCAAGACUGGACGGCACCUGGGUGUCCACAAGAUGUGAAGUUCGGCCCGGCCCAGAGUUCCUCACCCGCUCCUACACCUUUCACCCCAGUCGUCACUUCAAGGCCCUGCAGCAUUAUUACACUGACAGCAGCUGCGAGGACCCGGCCUACUCCCUCAUGAUCAGGGGAAAGUUCCGUCUGCGUCAGGCCUCCUGGAUCACCCAAGGAGGAACUGAAGCUGAACACCACCUCAGCAAGGUGGGCAUCGUGGUCCACAGCCUGGCAGCCAAGCAGAGGCUGGCCUCCAGGCUGCCUUCGACCUGCGUGGGUCUGAUCCUGGGCCAAGUGGUGCCGGGGAAGCUGUAUGAUCUGUACAACACACGGACAGGGAGGGGAUGUCUGGCAGCACUGGGCUUCUCCAUGAUGGAGAUGGGUCUGAUAAGGGUUGAGACUCAGCACCACAACCAUGGAGGGAAGGUCCAGGAGCUGUUCUUAGGAGAUAUCCACACUGAGUGGGCACAGAGAACGCAGCACAGACCAACAGGGUACCAGCAGCCACUCCAGAACGCCAUGCAUCACCUCCACCCCUGCCCUCUGUGCGCUCUAGUCUACCGCUCCUCGGAGCAGCGCCCGCCAGUGUUGCCUCACAGCCCUGCAGCCACUCAAUCUCUGGCUGGACACUGGGUCAGCCAACGCUGUGAAACCCGUCCAACCGUCCUUUUCCUCACCCGAGACUUCACCUUUGAUCCUGACCAGCAUGCAUGGGAAGGCAUCUACCGGCACUACUUGGACCCUGCCUGCUCUCGGCCCACGUUCACCCUGAGGGCCUCUGGCCACUAUGCUCAGGGAAGCCCCUCCGCUAAAGUUGCGGGAGCCUCUGAGUUUGUCUUCAAGGUCACCCAGGUGAGGGUUAGAGCCAUGGACAAGCCCACAGCCAAGUUGCUGAAUGGGACAAGGCCAGGAAAAUGUGGUCGACCAGGAGGCUGGAAGGUCGGAGCGGAACACGACGUGACUCCAACAGAUGGGUGCACGGUGCUGGGCAUCAAACUGCCACAUAAGGAGUUUGAGCUUUUCAAGACUGAGCUGGACCACAAGAAACAUCCCCUGCUGUUCAUUGGAGAAAGGCCGACUGACGGGUCAAGUCCAGACCACCCACAGAGGAGGCCCACUUCCUUUCAAGCUCCCAUGGUGCUUUGCAGUGGGGGGGAGACUCAGCCUUUGCAUCACUAUGGAUCAGUUUUCAACAGCAAACAGGUCCAAUUAGCAGCAAGUGGGACAGAGAGGCUGACACAGUUGGUGCUACUGGCGUUUGGAUCUGCACUGUGUAGCUUAUUCUGUGUUUAUUAGAGACAUUGUUCACAAAUCAAGUCUGUUACACAGCUGGAGUCAUUGAUGGGCAUUGUCUUCUGGCAGCUUUCCUUCAUUCUUCUUCUAUAGGAUGAUGACCAGAAAAAUCACGAGACAUUUGAUAAUACAAAGCAAGGUCCCUGUGGUGAAAUGUAGACCAGCUAUUUCUGCAUCAAAUGAAAACCAUAGACAUCCCAAUAGACUUUACACCAAGAUGCAGUAUAACUGAAGCACUUUGUACAGAUUUUUUUAAACCAACUUACUGGAAAGAAGAAAAGCCAGAAAGUUGAAAGUGUUUUAUCAGUACUCUAAACAACUACCACCUUCAUUGGUGUAAUGCCACUGUGGAGUGAAAUGCUUCUUUAUCUCUAUCCUCUUUCAAAGCUCAUGCAUUAGUCUGCUUUUCUACCAAUCAGUGUAAACAAGUCAAAGGAGUAUUUAUUUUAACCUUUUAUACUGUACUUUCUCACAAAAAAAGAUGGUCUAAUAUUUUUACUUAG
Monopterus albus (swamp eel) is the source of this 2203-nucleotide messenger RNA. It is a transcript of the gene apcdd1l, whose product is annotated as adenomatosis polyposis coli down-regulated 1-like. Lineage: Eukaryota; Metazoa; Chordata; Actinopteri; Synbranchiformes; Synbranchidae. Gene Ontology annotation, cellular component: plasma membrane. Gene Ontology annotation, molecular function: Wnt-protein binding. The transcript is spliced from 4 exons. Gene Ontology annotation, biological process: negative regulation of Wnt signaling pathway. Bases 141 to 1703 code for a protein of 520 amino acids. The record is from RefSeq and is a predicted model, not a curated record.